This is a messenger RNA of Meloidogyne enterolobii, 3621 nucleotides long. The record is from the annotation of a GenBank genome assembly. Lineage: Eukaryota; Metazoa; Nematoda; Chromadorea; Rhabditida; Meloidogynidae.
UAUUUUAUUUUCUCUCCAAUGUUUUUAAAUGAUUCAUCACUGUCAAACAAACCUUCAACAACUUCAACAAAUAUUUCUUCAAAUUUAAUAGAUAUGGAUGCUAUGUUGGAUCAGUUGGAAAAAGAAGAAUCUGAUCAAAAAGCAGAACAAAGCAAAAAUAAUUCCGAUUUGUCUAAUAAAAAUUUGGAGAAUGUCACAGACAAUUUUGAUGAAAAGUUGGUUGGGGAGGAAAAUGAGAAUGUUUUUUGUACUGUUGAUAUUGAACUAAAAGCCGACAAAAAUCAACUAAUUUUGGAGAAGACAUUACCUGAUUUAGCUUUCGCGUCCAUUUCAAAAACACUCAAAAUUAGUGUUGAAAACAAAAAAGAAAAUUGUGAAGAUUUAGAAGAAGAUAUUUAUGAGCAAAUUGAUAAAAUGGAUAAAUUAAUUAAAUUGGAGGAGGAAAAAGAAAAGGAAGGAUUUACUGAAGAAAAUGAAGAUAAAUCGAAUUUAUUGGAAAAUGAGAGUAAAGACAAUAUAGAGGGAAAUAAAGGAGGGGAAAAUUCUCCUUUUAUUUUAUUCUUGAAUACUUUUGUGGAUGAUAUUUUUGAUCAAGCUUUAAAUGAAAUAAAACAAAAAGAUGAAGAGGAAAAAGAAAAUGAAGAGUAUUGUGUAGAGCAAAAUGAUGAAAGUAAAUGGCCUUCUAUGGAAGAAAAAGUGCAUUAUCCAAACCCUGCUAAAGACGAGAGAAUAAAAAGGCUAAAAGAACUCACAGCUUUAAUACCUCCACCAUUAGCUACUUACCAUUAUUUGUCGAAAUCAAUUGGAGAAUUUAAAUUAACAGAAAGCGAAUUAACUUUGGGAAAGAAAAAGCCUUUUUGGAUACCUGACGAUGAUUGUGAUUGUUGUAUGUUGUGUUCUAAAGGUUUUUCUAUUGUUGUUAGAAGGCAUCAUUGUAGAGCUUGUGGAAGGGUUCUUUGCAGUUCUUGUUGUUCCAAUAAACGUUCAUUAGCUUAUGAUGACAAUCCUUCAAAUAAACACAGAGUUUGUACUCCUUGUAAUCGAACACUUGAUAGAAUUGAGGAAUACGAAAAAAGAUUAAAUGAAAAUUUAGAAGAGGAAAUUGAUGGGCCUUCAACUUCUAAUGCCUUUCCAUCAACUAACCAAUUAAAUUCUAGCAAUGAUGACCAAAAUAAAAAAUUAGAACAAGAAAAUUUAAUAAAUAAAAAUCCAAAGAAAUCACUUUUGAAGCCUCCAAGACGGGAUUCUAUUGAUAUUUUAAAUAAAAAUAAAGAGGAAAAGGAAGUUGAAAUAAACAAUAAUGAAGACAAAGAAGAAGAGGAAGGAGGGGAAGUUUUGGAAGAAGAAGGAAAAAAUAAAAAAGAAAAUUUAAAUGAAGAAUGCUCAAAACUACCAACUACAUCAACGAGUAAAUUAAUUGAAGAGGAAGAAAAUAGUACAAAUAAAAAAAGUGUAAAAUUCCGUGAUGGAGUACAUCCUGGACAGGGAGUUGAAACUUCUUCUAAAAGAAGAAAAAUCAUUAAACCUUAUGGAAAAGACAAAGAUCAGAAUUUAAAACAACCAACAACAGAAAGUUCUGAAGAGAAAAACAAAAAUCAGAAUAACCCCUAUUCUUGGUUAAUUAAUAAAGAAUCUAAAAAUUCUGAUUCUGAAUCUAAUAAUUCUUCUAAAAUACAAGAAAAUGAAGAAAAUUGUUCAUUAAAUAAUGAAUCUUCUUCCCCCUUCUCAACUUCUUCUGAAAAUCAACAAAGUAAUUCUUUACCUGAAAAUGAAGUUGUUGGGUUGGAAAAUAAAGUUUAUAAAAGGCCAAAAAGAAUUUCUAGUCGAACAAAGGAACGGAAAUUGUUGGAUGAACAGACAAGUCUUCUACACAUUAAUCAUUGGCGUGUUUGUGUAGUAACUUCUAUCGCUGAAGAUAUGUCAUUUCAAAAAAUGGAUAAAGUAAUUGAUAAUUUAUUAAAAGAAGAUGAAGAGGAAGGAAAUGAGGAGGGAAACACUAACAACAAUAAUAAUUUGUGUGUUGUUAUUGCAUUGAGACGGAAUUUCCAUGUCAAAAUUCAAUUACUAAAAAAUUUUAAAAUUAAUCAACAGGAAAUUGAAAUUCUCAAUUUUACAACGUAUGGAAUGACAACUUUGGGUGUUGAUGAAUUAAUGCUUGUAAUUGAAUUUAAAAGGGACAGAUUUUCUGUUCAAGAACAAUUAGAAUCAGCAUUUUUCAAUGUUUUGGAACAAUUUGAACAAAUAUAUCUUGAUUGUUUAAAUUCUUUUGAUGAUUUAUUGGAUCACCGGAUGGGGAUUAGAAAGUUGCAUUUAAAUAAAUUAAAUUGCCCCAAAGGCCCCUUCCUUUUGGGAGUUUUGGUACGUGAAGAAGAAAUAGCUUGGGCAAGAUGUGCGCCUUUAAGGUUAUUAUUGCGGUUGGGACAAUUUAGUUUUCAAUAUCCAACUCCAAUUGUUAAUAUUAUUCGUGAUCAACCCUUAUUUACCAAAGAUGUUGUCCAAUCUAGUGUUUUGAAAGUUUUGAAUGAUUUUCGUGGCUGGACAUACCAAAUGACUAAACUUUUUGAUACUUCAAUAAUUGUUAAAAAUAAUUUAACUGAAAUAUUUUUACCUACAUCUGCUCGGGAUGAGAUUCGAACUUUGGUUGAAAGUAAUCGAAAUAUGGUUGCCUGGUCAUUAAAUGAAUUAUCUUUUUUGAAUCAGCAAUUAGAGAUUGAUUCUCAUCUAAUUUGUGAACAAAAAAAUUGUGAAGAUGGACAGCAACCACAACAUUUUUGUACAACAAUAUUUAUGAAAGAACCAAAUAUGGCAAUUAAAGCAACAAGUGCUUCUUUUGUUAUUUUUGAUGGGGCCCUUAAAUGUGUUGGAGGAGAAAAGUUUGUUGUAAAUGUUGUGGAGGAUGGAUUAAUUAUUAGAUUACAAUCUGAAUUGAUGGAGGAAUUGGUAAAAAUCUUAUUAAAUAGUACCGAUGAAGAUAAUGCUACAUUUGAAGCUAUUAAUUUAAUCCAAAUUGAGGGAGAAGAAGAAAAACAACAAAAAUUAAUUAUUCAAUAUAUUGAGGGAAUAGAACAACAACAGCAACAAAUAAAUAAUAAUUCUGAUUUUAAUUUUGGUGCUUUAAUUUCUCCAAUUGAUGGAUUACAUUUGGGUGGACAAUUUCAAUAUGGACUUCAAUUACAACGACAAUUUAAUUCAAUGAAUUUUUUCCAAUAUUCAACGGAAUGGGCUAUUAGAUUAGCUACUGUAAUUAAUAUGUUACCCGGUAAAUGGCCGAGUGCUUUACAACCAAGAUUUUUCGAUGCCUGUGAACAAUUAGCUAAAUUGGUUGCAAUUACUUUGGAACCUUUUUUGCCUGGAUUAAUUGCUUUGGAUCAACUUUUUAUUGCGAUGAGAAUACAUGUAGAUGAAGAAAACGUUAGUUAUGAAACUAAACAUUGGGAUGUUAUGCCUGAUCAACAUUUUGUUUGGACUGUAACACUUGAUGAACAGAUAAUUCCAUUCCUCUAUUCUUUAUGUGCUUGGGUCCCUAGCAGUUUACGUGUUGAAUUACAUAUGCCAAUACUUUCAAUUCGAUCACUUCCCUCAACUACAAUUGAUUUAGUUGAAUUAAAUAAAAGAUAUUGA